Molecule: messenger RNA, 918 nt
Organism: Penicillium roqueforti
Lineage: Eukaryota; Fungi; Ascomycota; Eurotiomycetes; Eurotiales; Aspergillaceae
Exons: 1
Coding region: 1-918 (305 amino acids)
Source: RefSeq, a predicted model, not a curated record
AUGCCUUUCAGCGUGACUGCAUUCAAUAGGGACACGGGAUUCGUCAUCGUACCAUCGACAGACCCAACAGCCUGGCAACAAUUCCGACACCGACCCUGUCUUUUCCUCGCCCGCAAGCUCUCUGCCUGGCGACCAGCCAACCGCCCCGACCUGCCUGAAAAACCUAUCACUGUAGUCUGUAUUGCAAACGCCCACAGACAGCGACCAGUGAUACCGCAUGGUGACAUUCUGAUCUAUGCUGGUGGGUUGGCAGCAGAUGGAUCGCUCACCGAACUCCAAGCCACGCUGGACUGGCUACGAUCUCAGCCUCACUACACUAAAAUCGUUGUGGCGGGCAGAUCUGACCGGUAUCUUAACGUAUUCAAGAAGGGGGGUGACCGCUGGAGAUAUGGAUAUCACAAUGCGGCACAAUGGAGCGACAUCAUCUAUCUGGAACACGAGCAUGUCACAGUGACUGCUCAGAAUGGACGCCAACUCCAGAUUUUUGGAAGCCCAUACUCACCAAAGACUGUUCCGUUCCCGGCCUUCCAGUACCCUGAGACUGAUAAUAUUUGGGACCAAAUCCCUGGCAGCGUGGACAUUCUCAUCACUCACACACCACCAUACACGCACCGCGACUCUCUCCAAGGAUGCUGGCAUUUGUUGGAGCGGCUUUGGAGGGAUCCUCCCCGACUGCAUGUUUUUGGCUGUUCUCUUGAGAAUUAUGGCUCUGAACUUUUGCAUUAUGAUGCUCUUCAGGAGGCCAUGGAGCGCAUUGAGGCUGCCGGUGGGGGCUUUGUCAAUCUUCUGAAGGUGCUCAAAGCGCUUGUACAGUCCUUUUUCCGUCCUAGCAUCAAAGCUAAGACUGCGCUCGUGAACGCAUGCAUUGAAGGGGGAUUGUGGCAUCCCGGACGCCAACCAAUCACGGUUGUUAUUUGA